Messenger RNA from Glycine soja, 2505 nucleotides. RefSeq names its product pentatricopeptide repeat-containing protein At5g15340, mitochondrial-like. Bases 113 to 2233 code for a protein of 706 amino acids. The record is from RefSeq and is a predicted model, not a curated record. Gene Ontology annotation, biological process: RNA modification. Gene Ontology annotation, molecular function: protein binding; zinc ion binding; RNA binding. Lineage: Eukaryota; Viridiplantae; Streptophyta; Magnoliopsida; Fabales; Fabaceae. The transcript has a single exon.
UGCAAAGCACAAAUUUCCUUUGACCGAAUACUUAAGCUCCUCGUAAAUUACAUCCCAAAACUAUAAAGCCUAACUAUUUAUCCUAACUCAAAUAAUCAUAUCAUAUUAUGGUAUGAGAUGGUCACACACCACACAACAGCAGUGUGCUCUCAUAUUCCGUUCUCUUCUCCGACAAUGCGCCCGCGCCUCCGCCGUCCGCCCCGGCGAGCAACUCCACGCCGCGGCCACCGUCUCCGGCCUCCUCUUCUCCCCCUCCAGCUUCCUCCUUAACGCCCUCCUCCACCUCUACGCCUCCUGCCCCCUCCCUUCCCACGCCCGCAAACUGUUUGACCGAAUCCCCCACUCGCACAAGGACUCCGUCGACUACACCGCCCUCAUCCGCUGCUCCCACCCCCUUGAUGCCCUCCGUUUCUACCUCCAAAUGCGCCAGCGCGCCCUCCCCCUCGAUGGGGUGGCCUUAAUUUGCGCCCUCGGCGCGUGUUCCAAGCUUGGGGACAGCAACCUCGUGCCUCAAAUGCACGUGGGUGUGGUGAAGUUUGGGUUUUUGAGGCACACCAAGGUUUUGAAUGGGGUUAUGGAUGGUUAUGUGAAGUGUGGGCUUGUGGGUGAGGCUAGAAGGGUGUUCGAGGAGAUUGAGGAGCCUAGUGUUGUGUCUUGGACUGUGGUGUUGGAAGGUGUGGUUAAAUGUGAGGGUGUGGAGAGUGGGAAAGUAGUGUUUGAUGAAAUGCCUGAGAGAAAUGAGGUUGCUUGGACUGUAUUAAUAAAAGGGUAUGUUGGAAGUGGGUUUACAAAGGAGGCUUUUUUGCUUCUUAAAGAGAUGGUUUUUGGUAACCAACAGGGAUUGAGUAUGGUAGAAAGGGCUAGUCACCUGGAAGUUUGUGGUAACCCACGGGAGUUGGGUCUAGCGGAAGGGGCUAGUCUCCCACAACAUAGUGAAUCAAGAUUUGAAUCCUCGCAGGGAGAAAUAUCCACAUUCAGUGUUCGAGAGUGUGUUGAACAUGAUUGCUUCCGAAGAAACAUACCUCUGCGGAACCAAAAGGAAAAUGAGAAGGUUUUUGGUUGUGGGUUUGGGUUUGGGUUGAAUUCGAUUACUUUGUGUUCUGUUUUGUCUGCUUGUUCUCAAUCUGGGGAUGUGAGUGUGGGAAGGUGGGUUCAUUGUUACGCUGUUAAGGCUGUGGGGUGGGAUUUGGGUGUUAUGGUGGGGACAAGUUUGGUUGACAUGUAUGCCAAAUGUGGGAGGAUAAGUGCUGCUUUGAUGGUGUUUAGGCAUAUGCCAAGGAGGAAUGUGGUGGCAUGGAAUGCCAUGCUUUGUGGGUUGGCCAUGCAUGGUAUGGGGAAGGUUGUGGUGGAGAUGUUUGCUUGCAUGGUGGAAGAGGUGAAGCCUGAUGCUGUGACUUUCAUGGCUUUGUUAAGUUCUUGCAGUCAUUCGGGUCUAGUUGAACAGGGUUGGCAGUAUUUUCAUGAUCUUGAGCGUGCUUAUGGGAUCAGGCCAGAAAUUGAGCACUAUGCUUGCAUGGUGGAUCUUCUUGGUCGAGCUGGACGUUUGGAAGAAGCUGAGGAUUUGGUGAAGAAGUUGCCAAUUCCUCCAAAUGAAGUUGUUCUGGGGUCCCUUUUGGGUGCUUGUUAUGCACAUGGUAAGUUGAGGCUGGGGGAGAAGAUUAUGAGAGAGUUGGUUCAGAUGGAUCCCCUCAACACAGAAUAUCAUAUCCUGCUUUCAAACAUGUAUGCAUUGUGUGGAAAAGCAGACAAGGCAAAUUCCCUUAGGAAGGUUCUUAAGAAUAGGGGUAUCAGAAAGGUGCCAGGAAUGAGCUCAAUAUAUGUAGACGGCCAACUUCAUCGGUUCAUCGCUGGGGAUAAGUCACACCCAAGAACUGCAGAUAUUUACAUGAAGCUUGAUGACAUGAUUUGCAAGCUGAGGUUGGCUGGCUAUGUUCCCAACACGAAUUGUCAGGUUCUGUUUGGUUGUUCCAAUGGCGAUGAUUGCAUGGAAGCAUUUGAGGAGGUAGAACAAGUGUUGUUCACUCAUAGUGAGAAGCUAGCACUUUGUUUUGGCCUAAUGAGCACACCAUCCAGUUCUCCCCUAUGCAUUUUCAAGAACUUGAGGAUAUGCCAGGAUUGUCAUUCUGCUAUUAAGAUUGCUUCUGAUAUAUACAAACGUGAAAUUGUUGUCCGAGAUCGUUAUCGUUUUCAUAGUUUCAAGCAAGGUUCUUGUUCUUGCUCUGACUAUUGGUGAAUUACCCUUUCACCUGACAGACCCUUUUUGGACCAGCAGAUUGAAGUUUCAUUAAUCAGGAUUAAGGAGAAUAACUAGGCUUACAAAUUAGAUAUAUUAUUUUUGUACAAUCCUUUCUACAAUAAUAUCCUUUUUCUCUAUCACAUUCUUCGUUAUUUUUAUUUCUUUCUUUCUGUAUAAAUCUCAAUUGGGUAAUGGAUUUGCUCAAGUUUACCAUGGUAAGAGCAGUCCAAAAAUAAAUUUCAUCAAUAUAAUAUAUUUCCAUUUUAAAA